GAAAAUUUGAAGUUUGAGACGUUUGAGUUAUUAAGUUUAAAAGUGGCGAUGUGAUAUGAAUGCAAAAGGCAGUUCUGGAUUUCUUACUUCCUCCUAAAAUGUAUUAAUUCAGUGACUGUUUUUUGGAUGUAAACAUAAAACUGCAGUUACAUAAAUCAAAUUUAAUAACAUGGAAAUAAAACAAGAAGUGGGUGAAAAAACUUUAAAAGUAGAAAUAGAUGACCAGUGUUUUGGUCCUUUGGAUGUCUUCAAAAUAGAAAUCAAGGAAGAACCCAAAAGAGAGACUGCAUACCAGGCAUUUGAUUAUUUAGACUCGAAUGAAUUCACUGUAAGCACUGAAGUAGAAGGAAGUGAAGAUAAAUUUAUACCAUUUAAAGAAAAUCAAACAACAAAUGAAGAAAGUUGUUCCCAGGAAGAGAACCAACCGAACAUUAUGGAAAUGUUACUUUCAUCUCACAAAGAAAAAUAUACAGGUCAACAUGGACAAAGACCUUACAAAUGUGAAAUUUGUUUCAAGCAGCUCACUACUAAAAGUCAUUUGAAAAGACAUUUGAGUAGACAUACUAGUGACAGACGUCGCCAGUGUGAAAUUUGUUUGAAGCAGUUUUCUCAAACAGGUCAUUUGAAAAGACAUUUGAGAACACACACUGGAGAAAGACCUCACCAGUGUGAAAUUUGUUUGAAGCAGUUUUAUCGAAAAUGUAUUUUGAAAAGACAUUUGAGAGUGCACACUGGAGAAAAGCCGUACAAGUGUGAAAUUUGUUUGAAACAGUUUUCUGAAGCAGGUAAUUUGAAAAAGCAUUUGAGAACGCACACUGGAGAGAAACCUCACCAGUGUGGAAUUUGUUUUAAACAGUUUAGUGAAGCAGGCAGUUUGAAAAUACAUUUGAGAGUGCACACUGGAGAAAAACUUGCAGUACACAAGUGUGAAACUUGUUCAAAACUGUUUAGUAAAGCAAGUAUAUUGAAAGUCCAUUCGAGAGUGCACACUGGAGAAAGACCGUACAAGUGUGAAAUUUGUUUGAAGCAGUUUAUUCGUAGAAGUCAUUUGAACCUACAUUUGAAAGUACACACUGGAGAAAAUGUGUACAAGUGUGAAAUUUGUUUUAAGCAAUUUACUCAAGCAUGUAAUUUGAAAAUACAUUUGAGAGUGCACACUGGAGAAAAACCUCACCACUGUGAAGUUUGUUUUAAACAGUUCAGUCAAGCAGGUAGUUUGAAAACGCAUUUGAGAACACACAGUGGCGAAACACCUCAUCAGUGUGAAAUUUGUUUUAAACAGUUUAGUCAAGCAGGUAGUUUGAAAACACAUUUGAGAGUGCACAGUGGAGAAAAUCCGUACAAGUGUGAAAUUUGUUUGAAACAGUUUUCUGAAGCAGGUAAUUUGAAAAAGCAUUUGAGAACACACACUGGAGAAAAACCUCACCAGUGUGAAAUUUGUUUUAAACAGUUUAGUGAAGCAGCCAGUUUGAAAAUACAUUUGAGAGUGCACACUGGAGAAAAACUUGCAGUACACAAGUGUGAAACUUGUUCAAAACUGUUUAGUAAAGCAAGUAUAUUGAAAGUCCAUUCGAGAGUGCACACUGGAGAAAGACCGUACAAGUGUGAAAUUUGUUUGAAGCAGUUUAUUCGUAGAAGUCAUUUGAACCUACAUUUGAAAGUACACACUGGAGAAAAUGUGUACAAGUGUGAAAUUUGUUUUAGGCCAUUUACUGAAGCAUGUAAUUUGAAAAUACAUUUGAGAGUGCACACUGGAGCAAAACCUCACCACUGUGAAGUUUGUUUUAAACAAUUUAGUGCAGCAGCUAGUUUGAAAAUACAUUUGAGAACACACACUGGAGAAAAGCCCUAAAAGUGUGAUAUCUGUUUGAAACAGUUUAGUCAAGCAGGUAGUUUGAAAAUAUAUUUUCGAGUGCACACUGGAAAAAAACUUAACAAAACAGUUUAGUGAAGCAAUUAGUUUGAAAACCCAUUUGGGAGAACACACUGGAAAAAACUACAAAUCUUGAACUUGUUUAAAACAGUUUAUUACUGCAAGUGUAACGGUAGCUCUGUUAAACAUCAGACUGUAAAACACAGGUUUUAUUUAAGUAAAAGUAUUAUUCUUAAUAAAUAAUUAACAAAAAUAAAA
Messenger RNA from Diabrotica virgifera virgifera (western corn rootworm), 2131 nucleotides. RefSeq names its product zinc finger protein 45-like. The transcript has 2 exons. NCBI's taxonomy places the organism in Eukaryota, Metazoa, Arthropoda, Insecta, Coleoptera, Chrysomelidae. Gene Ontology annotation, cellular component: nucleus. Bases 170 to 1852 code for a protein of 560 amino acids. Gene Ontology annotation, biological process: negative regulation of transcription by RNA polymerase II; regulation of immune system process; central nervous system development. The record is from RefSeq and is a predicted model, not a curated record. Gene Ontology annotation, molecular function: DNA-binding transcription factor activity, RNA polymerase II-specific; RNA polymerase II cis-regulatory region sequence-specific DNA binding.